UAUAAACUGUAAGCUCUUCCAAGCUGUUUGCCAGUUCUCUCCUUAGGCUUUCCAGGAGCAAUAGAGGACUAAGGAUGAAGAUCCUUUUUUUAUCCAUCUUUUCCAUUUUUCUGUUAUCUGCUUUUGACGGAGCAGACUCUUCUGCUCACUAUGACAAGAUUUUGUCCCACAGUCGAAUAAGGGCACGUGAACAGGGGCCAAAUGUCUGUGCUCUUCAGCAAGUCAUGGGAACCAAAAAGAAGUAUUUUAGCACUUGCAGAAACUGGUACCAGGGAGCCAUCUGUGGCAAGAAAGCAACUGUCUUAUAUGAAUGUUGCCCUGGCUACAUGAGGAUGGAUGGUAUGAGAGGAUGCCCAGCAGUUGCUCCUAUUGAUCAUGUUUAUGGUACCCUGGGCAUCGUUGGAGCUACCUCCACACAACAGUAUUCCGAUAUGUCAAAGCUGAGAGAAGAAAUUGAAGGAAAAGGAUCGUUCACAUUCUUUGCACCAAGCAAUGAAGCUUGGAACCUGUUGGAGCCAGAAAUUCAUAAGAAUUUGAUUGACAACGUAAAUAUUGAACUGUAUAAUGCUCUCCAUCACCAUAUGCUAAAUAAGCGUAUGUUGACAAAGGAUCUUAAGAAUGGCAUGACUGUUGUAUCUAUGUACAAUGACCUGAAACUGCUUAUUAACCACUACCCUAAUGGGGUUGUUACUGUUAACUGUGCCAGGAUCAUCCAUGGCAAUCAGAUUGCUACAAAUGGCGUUGUUCAUGUCAUCGACCGUGUCCUGACCCCUGUUGGAAAUACUAUUCAAGAUUACCUGGAAGUUGAGGAUGAUCUCUCAUCCCUUAGAGCUGCUUCCAUUGCAUCAGGGGUUUUGGAUACACUUGGAAAACCUGGUCAUUAUACACUUUUUGCUCCUACCAAUGAAGCUUUUGAGAAACUGCCAAGGGGAGUCCUGGAAAGGAUCAUGGGUGACAAGGUGGCUGCUGAAGCUCUCAUCAAGUUCCAUAUUUUAAAUACUCUCCAGUGCUCUGAAGCCAUCAUGGGUGGAGCAGUCUAUGAGACCUUGGAAGGAAAUACAGUGGAAGUGGGAUGUGAUGGUGAAAGCUUGACUGUAAAUGGAAUCAAGAUGGUAAAGAACAAAGAUAUUGUGACAAGUAAUGGUGUCAUUCACCUCAUUGAUAAAGUGCUGAUUCCUGAUUCUGCUAAGCAAGUCAUUGAGCUUGGAGGUGCCCAGCAGACCACCUUCACAGACCUGAUGGCACAGCUUGGAUUGGCUUCUUCUCUAAGACCAGAGGGUCAAUACACCCUGUUGGCUCCUCUGAAUGGUGCUUUCUCUGAUGAUACCUUGAGGAUGGAUCAACGUCUUCUGAAACUGAUCCUGCAGAACCAUGUUUUGAAAGUGAAAAUUGGCCUCAAUGAGCUCUACAAUGGACAGGAAUUGGAGACCUUGGGAGGAAAAUUGCUCAGAGUCUUUGUGUACCGCACAGCUGUAUGUAUUGAAAAUUCAUGUAUGGUGAGAGGAAGUAAAGAAGGAAGGAAUGGUAUUAUUCACCUUUUCAGAGAGAUCAUCAAACCAGCAGAAAAGUCACUGCAUGAAACACUAAAGAAUGAUAAACGCUUUAGCACAUUUCUCAGUCUGGUGAAAGCUGCAGAUUUAGAAGACCUUCUUACACUGCCUGGAGAAUGGACUCUGUUUGUCCCAACCAAUGAUGCCUUUAAAGGGCUGACUAAUGAGGAAAAGGAAAUAUUAAUCAGGGACAAAAAUGCUCUCAGGAACAUUAUUCUUUAUCACCUGACACAAGGAAUUUUCAUUGGCAGUGGUUUUGAACCUGGAGUGACAAACAUCCUCAAAACUAUCCAAGGCAGUAAACUGUACUUGAAAACAGUAAAUGACACGCUUCUGGUGAAUGACCUGAAGUCAAAGGAAUCUGAUCUCAUGACAACUAAUGGUGUCAUUCAUGUUGUAGAUAAGCUCUUGUAUCCAGCAGAUGUACCGGUUGGAAAUAAUCAACUGCUCACAAUCCUCAAUAAGCUGAUUAAGUACAUUCAAGUUAAGUUUAUUCAGGGCAGCACCUUCAAGGAGAUUCCACUGACAUUUUACAAGAUUAAAGUGAUUGAAAGCAACGUCCAGCCAAUAAUCAGAAAAGAAGAAAUACCCGGUAGGAAAAUCACGAAAGUAGUUGGUGGUUCAACAGUUCGAAAAGUUAUUCAAGAGCCAACAUUCACCGGAAUUGAACAACCAGAAAUCCAGGUGAUCAGGGGAGGAGAGACAAUAACUAAAGUAAUUCAUGGAGAGCCAAUUAUAAAAAAAUAUACAAAGAUCAUUGAGGGACGACCUGUAGAGGUGACUGAAAAAGAGGUGACAGAAGAAAGAAUUAUUCAAGGCCCUGUAAUUACCCAAAUUACUACAGGCGGUGGAUCUGAUACCGAUGAAAACUUGAAGAGAUUACUUGAAGAAGAGGUUACCAAGGUGACAAAAUUCAUUGAAGGUGAUGGUCAUUUACUUGAAGACGAAGAAAUCAAAAGACUUCUACAGGGAGCUGGAACAGAGUACACCAAGGUUACUAAAGUAAUUGAGGGAGAACCACAGAUUAUCGAGAGAGAAAUCAAGACAGUUCAUCUGGAAGGUCAUCAAAGUCAGCAAGGUAAUUUAAGAAACACCAGUAAGGAGAGUAUCAGGCACCAGAAGGACACAAGCAGGGGGAUCAACGAGGAGGAGAACAAGGCUAGUUCGCCCUUAGAAGCUUUCCAAGACACAGUCCACAAAACUACACAUGAAGAGCCUGAUAUAUGAGAGGAAGCGAAGCUGUUUAACAAAAAAGCAAAACACAAAGAAACAAUGUCAUUUUCUAAUCUAGUAUAAACUGAAUCAUGAGCCCAUGUAAAGGGUUUGCCUCACUACUGGGCAUAGCACCCACUGACGUAAGUAGUCUAUUAAAUUGAAUGACGCUACUCUUGGUGGUCAGCAUUAUAAAAGAUGAAAACCUAGUUUCACUGAAGUUAACAUGGAGAUUUAUCUCAUGCUUGGCAGUAAUUGUUUGCAAGAGUGGGCCCCAAAUGAGCAGGGAACAACUCAGAAUGUAAUUUUUUAUUAUUUCUUAUAAAAGGGAAAUAUUAAUGUAAUUAGAUCAUUUCUAGAAAUAUACAGUUUAGGUGAUUUUUAGAAUGCUAAUAAUGUGAGGAAAUGUAAGAUAUGUAAGCCUAGCACUUUGGGUUCAGUAAUAUCAUAUGCAUUUUGAUGUCAACUUUUGUCAUGUUUUGAACGUUAUAAUAACACCAACAACAUUACCUUUUCUAAAUUAACAUUUAUACCAUAUACUAAAUGUAUCUUUUUGUUCUGCAUCACAUAUCCAAAUGUUUCCUGAUAAUCUGGCUGGCAGAGGUAUGCAAAAUAAUUUCAAAAAUUACAAAUGAGCUUCCUAAAAUGUAUCUGGAGUUUUGCUGAUUACAUUUUAAAUCUAUUUAUAUAUUAAAAAAAAAUUCUUGCUAUUGGAAUCUUCUACCAAACAUAUAGCCUAAGAUCAAUAAAAAUGUUAUCCCUUUAACAAAGUUGUGUCCAUUAAUUUUUAAAGUAUAAGGGAUACAAAAAAUGCAUGCAAAGAAUUACCUCUGCAUAGAAACAGGUAUUAUAAAAAUUGGGGUUUAGUAAAAAAGCUUUCAUAUCAAAACACGCUUUGCUAAUGUUUGGUACUAAUGUGGUUUUAUAUGUAAAUUAUGUCAUUUUUAUAACUCUUGUUUUGUAAGUCAUUUGCCUUUUGUAAGUUUUUUAUCAAAUGUCAGAAAGCCAAAAUUUUGGGUAAGAAAAUCCUUUUCUUCAAAGUGCCUUAAUUCUGCAGAACCAAGGUUUCAAAGGAAAUAUUGGGCAUGCUUUUAUACUUCUGUUUUGAAACAAAUACUCAUUAAAGAAAUUGGGCUGAA
Messenger RNA from Alligator mississippiensis (American alligator), 3901 nucleotides. It is a transcript of the gene POSTN, whose product is annotated as periostin. Gene Ontology annotation, molecular function: protein binding. The record is from RefSeq and is a predicted model, not a curated record. The transcript has 26 exons. Lineage: Eukaryota; Metazoa; Chordata; Crocodylia; Alligatoridae. The coding region runs from base 75 to 2777 and encodes 900 amino acids.